GAGGCGUUGCAGCGGUGAGCUGAGGUGGACUUCUUCCAUUGAGUCGGUGUGAAAGGAGCAGUGCAGUUCUCAGACCUCAGCAACAAUACAAAACUUCCCAGACAAACCUCUUAGGCACCACAAUGAUUCGGAUAGCCGUCUUCCUCGCUCUGCUGGUGGCCUGCUUGGGGGAGAGCUGCACAGACCCAGUGAUCACUCCGUCGGCCUACACCACCUCUGACGCCGUCAUCUCCUCCGAGUCUGUCUUCAUCGUUGAACUCAGCCUGGCCUGUGCCAACGGAGCACAGAGUGUGACUCUGUAUGCUGAUGUCAACGGAAGACAGUUCCCUGUGACUAGAGGCCAGGAUGUUGGCAAGUACCAGGUGUCCUGGAGUCUUCCUCACAAACAGGCCAGCUCUGGAACAUAUCAGGUCAAAUUCUUUGAUGAGGAGUCCUACAGUUCACUGCGCAAGGCCCAGAGAAACAAUGAAGAUGUCAAUGCCAUUGAGCCUCUCUUCUCUGUCAACAUUGACCACAGGGGUGCGUGGAAUGGCCCAUGGGUAUCUACUGAGGUAGUGGCUGCCCUCAUUGGUAUCCUGGUUUACUACAUGGCCUUCAGUGCUAAGAGCACCAUUCAAGCAUAAACAUAUUCACUAUCACUUUUUAACCACUGGAUUGUUAAAGACUGAAUUCUGGUGGAGCUCGACCAAUGAUCCAUCAUCCAGUGUUGUGGCGAGCCAAUAGGAUUUUGCCGCUAGGUCUGCUUUGGACAAGGAGCAAGAGCAGCAGUCUUUGUGUUUUGUUUUAUUCAGACUGUGUCUGAAUGCCACCAGUCCUGUCAGUUUAUAGAAAAAUCUCUUCACAAGUUUGUCUUGUCAAUAUGGAUGGAAUUUUGUAAUUUUUUUGAUAAAACAUCAAUCCUGGACCACAUGAAUGAAUAAAUAAACAAAACAAAUAUAGAUCAUGUACUGUAUUCGGUCCUGCUUAGAAGAUGUUGCUACAUCCCGACCAGAUUAUACUUUGUCCUUCUGUGUGGAUACGCUGGCCAGAGUGGGAUUUGUUCAGGUGUGCUGAACACCAACUGAGAGAGGUCAAGAUCUCAAUGCAUAUGAAAUAUCAAUAAUUUGACUGCACUGGCUGGCCUAAACAGGCCUAGUGUAUUUGUCUCUUCCAGAAAAAAUUAAUAAAUGGCUUGUUUUUC
Molecule: messenger RNA, 1180 nt
Organism: Micropterus dolomieu (smallmouth bass)
Lineage: Eukaryota; Metazoa; Chordata; Actinopteri; Centrarchiformes; Centrarchidae
Gene: ssr4
Product: signal sequence receptor, delta
Exons: 6
Coding region: 123-623 (166 amino acids)
Cellular component (GO): membrane; endoplasmic reticulum; endomembrane system
Source: RefSeq, a predicted model, not a curated record